AUGGAAAAGCGUAGUCAUGGCAGUAGCAGUACCACCAGCAAGACCAUGAGUUACGUGCCCAGCUCCGCGUCUGCUCGCACUUACGGUACCAUCGCGGACUUGGGGACCGACCCACUGCUCGAGACAAGAGCCGCUGCUAGUGCAUUAGUAGGUCCAAUACCUACUGUACCCGUCAUGACAAAGAAGGCUGAACGAGACGGCAAGAAUAUCUGGGACGAGUAUUAUCCACUCGUGCAGCCAGCGCAUCAGUACCAUCAUCGGAAUGACCGAGGUUCAUCCAAUUACUUUUUCCAUGGAAUGUUCUCAGCUGAUGUCAUGUGGGCCUAUCGUGACGCUGUCAUUGCCUAUUUGGUAGCUCUUUAUUCAAUGGUGGUACUUUCACUCACUGGUCUGGUAUUCUGUAAGCAAUGGGGGAUCUUACCUAACACGGCUAUCGUGUUUGGCUUCCGCUUUCUGUGGUUCAUAAGUCCAGCUGUUGCAUCUCUUGCUCUGCGCAAUAUUGCAAAGUUGAGACUCCAGGCAUGCAAUACACCACCACAUUGGAACAUUCCGCCUCUGUGUCAUUUGUUCAGAAGCUCCCACUCGUCAAGAUCCACACUUCGGCUUGCACUCUUGAGCUAUGCAGUUCCAGUGCUGUGUGAAUUAGCGGCAUUUUCGCUUACUGCUGCAGCCAGGAUGGUCAACCCAUUCAAUCGCACCUUUGUUCGAAAACUGGAGAUGGUAUUCAGCUUCAAUGACGUCGAAGCACUGGACUCUGGGCUGGUGUUUUACGUGUUUUACAUCAGCCUUUUUGGAAUUUUUUGGGAUCCAGUGCCGCCACAGCGAUACGACGUUGGGCUAUCGAUGGGAAUCCGACCUUGUGGUACAAGUUGGUUUGUCUUUGCAAUGAUCCAGGAGAUUGGAUGGAGUGGAUCCUUGUUUCCAGCGCUAGAGAUUGUAUUUAGCCACUCGACCAUCCUUGCGUCGGCUAUUACUGGGUGCAUCUGGGCACUAUGGCACUGGCCAAUGAUUAUUGCCGACGCACUGGAUGUAGUGCCCAAGGGCUCUGGCUACUCAGUUGCUGAAACGCGCGAUUUUCACCUUCUCUAUGUGAUGGCGGUAUUUACACUGCUUCUCGUUGGUUCUCGAAUCAUAAUGUGCUGGAUACAAGGCAACUCCAGCUACGUCAUUUGGUCAAGUGUUGUCUACCACGCCACUCACAACCUAUUCAUCACGUCCGUAUUUGGACAGCUAACUGCUCCUCUCUAUGAUAAGGCUCAACUUUUCAGUUUCUUCAGCUCGGAGUCAUCAAUCUGUCUACUUGUGACCGUGUGGUUUUCCACGUGCAUCCUCUCACAGAUGUUUCGAUGGACAAAUCUCAUGCCAAUGUUACGUCGAGCGAACUCAAGGGCUACACGUGCACUUGCAGCGUAA
Molecule: messenger RNA, 1413 nt
Organism: Peronospora farinosa
Lineage: Eukaryota; Oomycota; Peronosporomycetes; Peronosporales; Peronosporaceae
Source: the annotation of a GenBank genome assembly